Molecule: messenger RNA, 1638 nt
Organism: Anopheles maculipalpis
Lineage: Eukaryota; Metazoa; Arthropoda; Insecta; Diptera; Culicidae
Exons: 5
Coding region: 1-1638 (545 amino acids)
Source: RefSeq, a predicted model, not a curated record
AUGAAUCGUUACAAAUAUUCCGAUAUGAAAAUGCAAUGCAUUACGAAGAUGCUUUCUUCCCGGCGCAUGUUCGCGGACCAUCUGGAAUUGGCUGAGCUGAGUCUCAAGCUAGACGCCGGCUCGACCGAAUCACCGCUACCGGUGGCAACGUUCAAAGUGUUCGGUUCUGGAUGCAUUCUGUCGAUUGCGGCAGCUACCCGAUGCUGGUUUUCGCGUGAAACAGCCCGCUGGCAGUUGGUAGCAUCGACCACGUCCGCGCUAGUGCUGGGAGCGAUGGCGUACGGAAGUUACUGUUACCAUGACGAUCUGACGAAAGUCGACACGAUUUUGGCAACGUUCGAAGCGUACGAUGGUGCGUUGAAAAAGAUGAUGCUGUGCAUUAAGGAAAUGUUUUACGGAAACGACCGUAUCGGCUUUAUCGGUGAUAUAAGAGAAGUUCAACAAGAGAUGUUUUUUGAGUGUGCGGAAAACAGCACCAAGGCUAUCUUUGCGCUGUACGACUACGUUAAGAAAUUGGAAGCGAAAAUGAAACUACACGAGCAGUUCGUAAAGAUUUACGACCCGAUGGAAUCGUUGGCCAACUGCGACGUAUUCCAACAAACUGUUGGCCACCAAGGCACAAUGAGAGAAUUGUACAAUAUAUUUCUCUACAUGCAGUCUCACUGCCUAAUGCUGCUGACACUAUCCUUCGCCAGCGAUAUGACGCUAGGUGUGGUAAAGGACGAGACAAAUAGUUUCGUUGGAUGUAUUAAACAGCUUACUGCGGCGCUGAAACGGCAGUUUGCACUGAUCCCAUUUUACCAAGCAGAUAUCUCCAACUGUACGUUACACGAGCCAAGCCGCGUCAAUCAGAAGGAGCUAAUCCCGGUGAAGCAGCAGUCACUCGAGCUUGCGGCAAAACUGUCGGUCAAUAUUCAACAUGCCGUAGCUUUGGAUCAAACGAUCCAAGCGAUUGAAGACGUCGACUCACAGCAAGACCGUAUACGGCUCGAGCAAGCCGUCAACAAUCUGGUUAACUUUCAAGCCUACUUGAGUACACGGCUCGAUGAAUGUGACCGGUUGAUCAUUACGAUCAAAAAACUGCUGUACUGUACCGAGCCAAAUACCAUCAACGGGGAUAAUCAGCAAAGCGCGCCCUUACUUAUUGAUCCAGAAGAAGCGUUGCAUAUGUUGAUGCGCGAACAACAAGAGGAACUACUCGCAGCCCAAGAUGAGUUUUUCCUAAACACCGGAACCGAACCGGAAGAGCAAGAUGACGAUGGCUGUGCCGCACUGUACAAUCUCGAGCUCGAGGAUGAGCAUGUGGCAAAGCGGAUGAUGAAAAAUCGUUUUACACCCGUAUUGGCACAGCUGCGGGAACGGCUCGUACCGGUUGGAGAGUCGUUUAGGGAGCGCGAGCGUGCUGCUUUGCAACUAAAGGGCAUUCGUUUGAUGGACGAGCUGGAACCUGUCACCCAGCAGCCAUUAGAUUCGGAUGAGGAAGGGGAUGGUGCAAUAGAAUAUUCGGCAGUCAAGUAUGAGUACCGUUGUAGCCAAAAUAAGUACAACAAAGAUCGCGAUUUUCUAGCUAGCAAAUCUCAGUUCUCUCUCUUUGCGAACCCGCCCACCGCGGCUUUGGAGGAAAACAUCCUGGAGUAG